CGUCGGGGUUUUUAUCUGGUCCGUGGCAGGAUUAUUCCCCGGACCUGUGGACAGCCGGUCAACACGUACCGCAAAUAGCUGGCCAUGGCGUCUGAAUUUAUUGGCUAUAAUGUGCUUGUGACCCUGCGAGCGCCACCGAACGCGACGGUGCAGGGACAAGUCGCUAAUGUCAUCGGCCAACGUCUAAUGCUUCGAAAUGUGACACUUUCCUGGCUCGGCCACCAACUCCCUACGUAUUCCAUCGAAGCUCCCGAUAUUGCCGAUCUCUCUCUUGGACCAUUGACUCAGCCCAUCACACAGCAUCCACCCCCGCUUCAUGGAACCCAGAGCACAGCCUCCGCUCCUGCAGUGCGCCCUGCGUCCCAGUCUUUCGUGGACCCAGCGAUCCUAAGCUUUUCAAAGCCACCCUCUGCACCAUCUGGUCAGGGUACGGAGGGAUCCGCACAACUUCCAGCUGCGUCCAUCAGCGAGUCUACCUCGCAAAACAUUCAAUUCCCGCACCUCGCUCAUCGUGACCAGGCUGCUGUACUUAACGAACCUUUUAGUAACCUGGAGCUCGACGUUGGGAGAAACACAGAGGAGAAUCGCAAGGCGGGUCAAUCUGGUCCCGUCCCCGGUGGAAGGGAGAAUGUGAACUCGUCGCAACCAAGUCCUCAAACUGGCCCGAAGGCCAAUCGUCGCACUGGCCAAACAAGGACCCCUAAACCAGUCAAUGAGCAUGAUGGCGCAACGAAUACGGACCCCAAAAGCAAGGGCUGGCGCCAAACUGCUUUCGUCGAACCUUCUUAUCUGCACUUGAACCGGUCGCUCAAUAAACAGCGUCGGAAGAAGAAGAACAAAACAGGAUAUGUGGAGGACCCGAAUGGUUGGGCAACGGAAGAUGCCACGGAUAUCCAGGAGAUGGGGGACUUCGAUUUUCAGAGUAAUCUCUCUAAAUUCGACAAAAGAAAGGUGUUCGAAGAAAUUCGCAACGAUGACACUACUGCUGAUGAGGAUCGGUUGGUCAGCUUCAACAGAAAGCCCCCCAAGCCUGGAACAAACGGUGGUAAAAAUUUGCACUGGACAGAAAACGUUCUCGAUAGCCCGGAGAGUGAGAGCGAGGAUACUGACCAAGUACCCAGCGAUGCAAAGCUAAGUAGCGGUACCUAUUCUGGCCGCGAGCGGUCCCGAGCGUCCAGGGCACCCAGUUCCCGUAAGGGAAGCGCCAUUUUGGGCCAGCCGUUGGUACCACCGCAGAUAAAUUCUCUGGGACGCAGUCAACUUAGCACUUCUCGCACCACCAGCCCUCGGCCCAAUAAGUCGUCCGUUUCCGCAUCCCCGAUCAGUGGUCCCGGUGCACCAGGAGCCUCCUUGCGGCUCACUACCACCAAUCGAAGCUGUCCAACUGUGAGUCCACUGCAGGCCCUUGAGGUUGAGCAGAUAGCCGUGGCCGAACUGGGCCUGACCGAGGAUAUGAUCACGGAAAAUACGGGGCGCGGUAUUGCAGAAGCUGCUGUUGGUCUUCUUUCGAGCGAUGCAGCUGCACCCACGAUGCUGGUGCUUACGGGUAAUCACCGAACCGGGGCACGGGCCGUCUCUGCGGCCCGUCAUCUCCGCAAUCGGGGCCACCGUGUGACUGUGUGUAUGCUAGGCAUCGAGCAUGAGAAUGAGUUACUAGAGAGUUGUCGUAAGCAGCUUGAAGUGUUCAAGAAGAUCGGCGGACGAGUCCAUAGAUGGGAGGACCUAUCGACCCGGCUUUCGACAUCCGAGUUUGCGCCCGACUUGGUUGUCGAUGCGUUGUUCGGUAUCCAUAUAGCUUUCGAUGAUCUCCGCACGGAUGACCAAGCGACUGCGUUUGAGAUGAUCUCGUGGGCCAAUCGAAGCAACCUCGAGAUUCUGUCUGUUGACGUGCCUUCGGGGUUGUCUGCUAUCAGUGGCGAAGUCACUACGGUGGAAGGUGGUCGGCUGUGCGUCAGCUCCAAAUCGGUGGUUUGUCUCGGGGCCCCGAAAACAGGGGUAGUCAAUGCGCUGCUUUCCGGUGAGGGACUUUCAUGGAAUCUCUCGGUGGCGGACAUUGGAAUUCCUCAGAUAGUGUGGAGAAAAUAUGGCAGCCGGCGGCGACAUGGGAUUGACUUUGGGAACCGCUGGGUGGUACCGCUCCGUUACCAACCUUCCCCUGUUUGAACAUCCACAACGGAUGGACGUGUUUUAUGAUGAUUCAACGACCAUGACAAAAGCCAUACAUUGGGGCGUUCUACCGGCAGAGGCGAGAUUCUCACUAUCCACGGCCUAUCAUUGGUGGCAAGACAUGAUUAACUGUGAUGGCGGCUCCAUCAGCGCUCUUGCAUUGUGUAUUAAAAGAUGUAGUCUAGCAAAGUAGCAAUCAGCCGCAGUGACCUUUCC
Messenger RNA from Aspergillus ibericus CBS 121593, 2382 nucleotides. Its product is annotated as mRNA decapping enhancer EDC3. The record is from RefSeq and is a predicted model, not a curated record. Gene Ontology annotation, molecular function: mRNA binding. Gene Ontology annotation, biological process: deadenylation-independent decapping of nuclear-transcribed mRNA; P-body assembly. Gene Ontology annotation, cellular component: P-body. The coding region runs from base 85 to 2163 and encodes 692 amino acids. NCBI's taxonomy places the organism in Eukaryota, Fungi, Ascomycota, Eurotiomycetes, Eurotiales, Aspergillaceae. The transcript has 3 exons.